UAUCGUUAAAAUGAUGUUCUGCGGGUUAACGAUACUGUGUCUGUGACCUGAGCGUAGCGAUUAUUCUUUCUAUAUAUAGCUUUCAGGUUAUUAUAUCAGUCAACGCACUAACUGUCAGACGUGGCCAACAACAGAGAAGAACGGAUAGCACUAACUGAGGAAAAUGAGUAAGAUAACAGAUUAUAACGAUAUCUCCCGGUCAUACGACUCUGUCAGAGAACCUGCUGAUGCCUGUAUUCUGAAAAGUUUGAUGGAAUCCCUCACAGGAAAAUGUGUCAAGGAUAUGGAUAUUAUCGACAUUGGUUGUGGAACAGGGAACUUCUCAGAAUAUUUUCUUCGAUUUGAGCCAAGAAGCUUGGCCUUGAUGGAUGCCAGCGAGGGUAUGCUCAGCAAAGCUAAGGAAAAACUACAAUCUGUCCCUCCUUCCACCAAUUUGUCAUUCAAACAUGCAGUUUUGCCAAACAUGCCAUAUGAGGAUAACUCUUUUGAUGCUGCCAUGAUGAAUUUGGUUUUGCAUCACCUGGAACAAGACCCUGAUGGGAAAUCCUUUCCAAAAAUAGUACAAACCUUUAAAGAAGUGUUACGAAUUUUGAAACCAGGCGGGGUUUUAACCAUUAUCUCUGUAACACCAGAACAGCUGGAGGCAAACUGGUUUGCUCAUCUCGUACCCAAGAACAAAGAGCGAUGGCAUAAACGGUUGUUGAGUCACGAUCAACUAAAAAAUUGUUUGUCAGAAGCUGGGCUGACUUUGAAGUCGGCAUACAAUACACUGACCGCCUCCUACCAUCCAGAUCAUUCAAACCCAGAGGGUCCGUUAAGUGAAGCAUGGAGGAGGAGCAUAUCUUUUUGGGGAACUUGCACAGAAGAUGAAAUAAAAGACAUGGUUCAAAAUGUCACUCGCAUGAAAAAUGAAGGAACUCUACAGGAAUAUGUAGACACCCAUGAAAAACUUGGUAUCUAUGGAGCCUUGCAUAUUUCUGCUUCCAAAAAAGAAGUUCAGUAAUGAAAUACUGCAUUAUGCAUAUUUAUACACAUAAAUUCCAUUUAAGCAUUUAUUAUCUUAUGCUUUACAAAUAGAACUGAAAUGUAUGCUGGGUACAAAUUUUUUAUAUUCGGAAAUUACUGCCCAAAUUUUAAUUUUUCCCCAUUUAUUCUCAUUGAGGACAAAGGACUAUGUGCGGUAUGGUCAAAUAUCUGCCCCCAAUUUCUAAAUAGGAUCGUAUAAAAAUCAAAUCUUCAUAAAUCAUUGUACACUGGAUGCCUAUCACUUGAUUUUAGUCGUCAUUGCUCAUUCGCUGUUUAUCUAUGACGUCACCUAAAUGACCAAAUUCCUGCAAAUUUGCAAACAAAUGAAAGUAUUCUCAUUUUUGCUUUAUAUUUUGCAUUUGGAAGUAGAGAGCGCAAGUCUGCUCAAGUACGAUUUUAUCAUAUAUUUUUUUCCAGGUAGUUAUACACAUUAUACUAAAAAAUGGUACUUGAGCAAGCCUGUGCUUGAUGUUUCCCAGUUGAAAAACCAUAGGAAAAUACCCAUAUUAUGCUGCUAAACCUCAACUUAUCAAAUAAGGCAAUCUUUACGACGUCAUUUCUACAUUAUGACGUCACUGUGAUGAUAACCUUUUACACCCUUAUUUUCAAUAUGAUUUUUUGAAACUAUUUUUUACCUUAUUUUUAAAGCUCUUUAUAAAACUUUGAUUUUGGGGGCAAAAAAUGCAUAAUACUGCAAAUAGUCCUUUGAGAUACAUAUAGGAUCUCUCAUAAUUUGUGAAGUUGGAUAAAAAUCAUAUACCAUCGCAAAUCAUGAGAUUCUUUUUAUCACAUGUUAUAUCUUUUCUUAAAUCUCAAUUGUUUCUAUAAAAUUAUUAUUGUUAGCCGCACAUUUACUACAAGACGUCAACAACUUUACGCACAGAAAAACGUUCCUAUAAGAUAAAUAAACAUUUCAUUUUUGAUUAUAUAUAUUUUUAUAAAUUUUUAAUAAAAAAUGAAACAGCAUUAAA
Magallana angulata is the source of this 1997-nucleotide messenger RNA. RefSeq names its product demethylmenaquinone methyltransferase-like. The record is from RefSeq and is a predicted model, not a curated record. The transcript is spliced from 4 exons. Gene Ontology annotation, molecular function: S-adenosylmethionine-dependent methyltransferase activity. NCBI's taxonomy places the organism in Eukaryota, Metazoa, Mollusca, Bivalvia, Ostreida, Ostreidae. Bases 164 to 1003 code for a protein of 279 amino acids.